AUGAUUCCUUAUUAUUAUGGAAGCUUAAUUAUUGGUCCAAGUGGAGUUGGUAAAACAACUCUUUGUAAAGGAUUAUUUUAGAUGAUGCAACAAAUAUAAAGAAAAUGCAUAAUAAUAAAUAUGGAUCCAGCAAAUGAAGAUUCUUAUGAAGAUUAUUUGCAUAUUGAUAUUUUAGAACUUAUUACAGUUGAAGAUGUGAUGAAAGAGUUUUAAUUAGGGUAUUUAGAUAUAUAUACAAAGGCCUAACGCUGCCUUAUUAUAUUGCUUCGAAUUUUUAUUUGAGAAUUAAAAUUGGCUUUAUAACAAAUUACUAUAGUAUAAAGAUCAUUAUCUAAUUUUUGAUUUUCCAGGUAUAUCAUAUAUUUAAAAUAGGAUAGAUUGAAUUGUAUUUAGCAAAUGAUUCAAUUUUUAAUCUUAUUUAAUCAAUGAUGAAUAAUAAGAACUAAAAAUUAUAAAUAUCAUUAGUAGCAGUGUAAUUGUUUGAUUGCUUAAAUUGUUAUUAAGUUAAUACAUUUAUUUCUGCAAGUCUAGUUAGUGUAACAGUAUCAGCUAAUUUAUCAUUACCUUAUUUAGCUGUGUUAAAUAAAUUAGAUUUAAUUAAAUAAUACGGUGAGAUGCCUUUAAGUUUAUAAUAUUAUUUAGAAGGAGAAAAUCUAAAAUAUAUGCUAGAAGUUACAGAUUAAUGCGAUGAAGAAGGAUAAAAAUUUAAAGAAAAAUAUGGGCAAUUAACAUACAAUAUUGCUUAGCUUAUUGAUUCAAAAGAAGUUGUGAGUUUCGAACCUUUGUAUGUAGAAAAUAAAAAAUUAAUAAUGAGACUUAUUCUUAAAAUGGAUAAAGCAAAUGGCUAUUAUUUUUUAGAAAAUUUACCUCCAAUAUAUAAAUCUAUACAAGAAGAAGUAGGAGAAGAAAUAGAUUUUCUACCAACUGAAUUAGUGAUGGAGUUAGAAACAGAAUUAUUUGAGAGUAAUUGA
Molecule: messenger RNA, 971 nt
Organism: Paramecium sonneborni
Lineage: Eukaryota; Ciliophora; Oligohymenophorea; Peniculida; Parameciidae
Source: the annotation of a GenBank genome assembly